Messenger RNA from Aegilops tauschii subsp. strangulata, 1512 nucleotides. Lineage: Eukaryota; Viridiplantae; Streptophyta; Magnoliopsida; Poales; Poaceae. The record is from RefSeq and is a predicted model, not a curated record.
CCGAUCCAUCAAUCACGCAGCUCAAUCAAUCACGCAGCUCCUCCAUCAUUCUGGUGAGUUUCUGUAGGAAUAUCGGCGGCAGCGAUCUUAUCGCCGGCGAUCUCGUCCGAGAGCGCGCGCGGCACCGUCGUCAACCUCCAGCGCUCGCAGGAAAUGGCGGACGAUGAGUUAACUGAUAUGAUGUAUGACAUGGAGUUUGGAGAACUGAUGAAAGACUGGAUAGAAGAUUGGUCAGAUGAUGAAAAUUCAGAUCGUGGAGAUAGGUCAGAGAAUGGGAACGUAUUGGAAGAUCUUAAUAUGGAUGAACAUGAUGAUGGUCAGGAAAACAAUGAGCAUGAUGAUGGUGAGGAAAACAACUCGGAGAUCUCGAAUGAAGAUUACAUUAGUCAGCUCAUUUCCGAAUGUCAUAAUGCGUACGACUAUUACGGUGAAUCCGACGCGGAGACAGGCCUUGAUGUCGAAUCAUUAGCUGCAUCUGAUUCUGGGGAGUCGCAAUCGUCGGUCAUCAUGAGUGAGGUGACAGAAGUUGAGGGUAAAAAGAAUGUCCAAGAUACUGCUAGUGCAGAUGAUAAGAGGGAUAUGUUCAUGCAGAUAAUACAAAUGACUUUUACGUCUCACGAGGCUGCGUAUGAUUUCUACAACAGCUAUGCUAGAGAUAAUGGUUUCAGCAUUAGAAAGAAUAGGGUCAGGUAUAGCAAAACCGAGUCACGUCAUAUGCGUUAUAGGCGGUUUGUUUGUUCCAGACAAGGAAAACGUGACAGCAGGUUGCUAACCGAGGAAGGACACAACCGUAGGCUCAGACCCGAGACACGCUGCCACUGCAAAGCGCACCUGACCGUGAAGUUUGACCAAAAGCGUGGGGACCGGACGAGGUACCUUUUCUUUGGUCCCACAGAAAAAAUCAAAGAGUACCAGAAGCAUGAGAUAAUGUCCAUGGGAGCUGCAGGGAUUAGAAUUCACGACAUGAUGGAUUGCUUCAUCAGCAAACAUGUAUGGUACGGCGGUGUUGGUUUUACCAGGCGUGAAAUAUACAACCUUUGCGCCAAGGAGAAGAGGAAGCUGCUUUCAAAAGGUGAUGCUGCCACAGCCAUAGGCAUCAUGGCCAGUAGGAAACAGAGGGAUCCUAGCUUCUUUUUCGAGUACAAGCUAGAUAAGGAAGGACAUUUGCAUAGGAUGUUCUGGUGCGACUCCCAGUCUCGUCAUGACUAUGAGGACUUCGGCGACGUGCUUGUAUUUGACAGCACGUACAAGAUGAACCGGUAUGGUAUGCCAUUCAUACCCUUUGUUGGUCUUAACAAUCACCGGAAGACCACUGUUUUUGCUUGUGCCAUAGUUUCGGACGAGACCGAAGAGACAUAUGUGUGGCUGCUGGAGACUUUUUUGAGGUCCAUGUGUCAAAAGAUGCCUAUGAGUGUUAUCACGGAUGCCGACGCUGCGAUGAUCAAGGCAAUUCGCCAAGUCUUGCCAGACGUGUGGCACCGUAUAUGUACGUGGCAUAUAGAAAAAAUAUGA